Messenger RNA from Spodoptera littoralis (African cotton leafworm), 372 nucleotides. The record is from the annotation of a GenBank genome assembly. NCBI's taxonomy places the organism in Eukaryota, Metazoa, Arthropoda, Insecta, Lepidoptera, Noctuidae.
AUGUUGAAUGCGAAGUGUAGUGGUGUAGGUGUUCAGGGUGGCGUGGUUAGUUCCCGAGCGCACUGUUGCCAUGAGGCUCCGGCUCGAGGCUCGGCCGUACACCGUGCACCGUAUCGACCCGCGCCCGCGCCCCGCUCGCCCCGCGCCGCGCGCCCUCGCCCCGCACCCCCGCACCCCCGCUCGCAGAGGAGACACCAAGGUAACUCCACGCUCCAAGUAUACCUACUACCUACAGGCUAUGCCUGGCUGCUAGCUAUUUAUAAAUCAAUUCAUUGUAAACAGUCUCUGUCUUUAUGUACUUUGUUCUCGAAACUUUUCCCCGAAAUAAACCUUGUAUACCUAAAGUAUAAGUAUAUCGGUAGUGACUCGUAA